AUGCCCGCAAUCACCGGAAACAAUUCAGGUUUUCGUGUCCUCUCCUGGCCCGUUAUGCCUGCUGCCGGCGCACAUUGGUUUUUCCCUCGUGCAUUACCACCGCCUGUAGCGGGACUGGAAAGGCUGGCCCCCGCCACCCAACAGUUGCUUAUGAUGACCUCAAUGGAGAAACCCCUAGGAUCGUUUUAUGAUAUCUCUGGUGAACUUGAUGGUCUAAUGCAGCCACCUCCAUCCACAGCAUUUGUACCCCACAUUCAGGUGUCCAAUGAUGAGCUAUCGAAGUUGGACAAAACGAAUGAAUCAAUGCCGUAUUUACAUCUCAUUGAUCGUGAAUCGAUGCCCGGCUUACUUACGGAUCCAGCAAUUGGUCCACGAUCAUCCCAAAUAGAUACGGGAACUGGGUUUCCCUACCUUUCAGCAUUGAUUCAACCGUAA
Messenger RNA from Echinostoma caproni, 435 nucleotides. NCBI's taxonomy places the organism in Eukaryota, Metazoa, Platyhelminthes, Trematoda, Plagiorchiida, Echinostomatidae. The record is from the annotation of a GenBank genome assembly.